UAUAUAUUUAUAAAUAUAUGUAUAUAUAUGUUACAAAGAUUUCAAUUGUAUAAAUCAAUUGUUCUUUGUUAAGAAAGUAAAAAAUACAAAAGCACUCAUGGCUUACAUUUACAUGAUGUCUUAGUUUUAGUGAAGCAGAAACGCGAGAGAAAGAAGGAAAUUUAAAAUAAAAAAAAAAAAGGAUUAAGAGGCGGGUAGGAGGUAUCUUUGGUGAACGAGCUUGGAGCAGGGUGAUUGGUGGAUGGUGGUUGGAAUAAAGCUGAAAUUUUAUUUGGAUUUGGAAGCGGUUGAAACGAGACAAGACAAACCGACCAGCUAACGGACAAAGGUUAUUACGUUUUGAUCGAAACAUGGAGGCUUUGAUACCUGUAAUAAAUAAACUCCAGGAUGUCUUUAAUACUAUUGGAGCAGAUGUCAUUCAGUUGCCACAAAUUGUCGUAUUGGGAACACAGAGCUCUGGCAAAUCAUCAGUAAUCGAAAGUCUAGUUGGUCGCUCAUUUUUACCUCGUGGUACUGGAAUCGUAACUCGAAGACCGCUGGUACUACAAUUAGUUUACUCGCCUAAAGACGACCGAGAAAAUCGUACUGCCGAAAAUGGAACCCUGGAUGUCGAAGAGUGGGCGACGUUUUUACACGACAAACACAGAGUAUUCCGAAAUUUUGAUGAUGUCCGUCGUGAAAUAGAGGCUGAGACAGAACGAAUGGCUGGUGGAAACAAGGGAAUAUGCCCUGAGCCUAUUAAUUUAAAAAUAUUUUCUCCAAAAGUCGUUAAUCUCACGCUAAUUGAUCUGCCUGGUAUUACUAAAGUACCAGUUGGUGAUCAACCGGAGGAUAUUGAGUCCCAAAUACGGCAAUUGGUACUUAAAUAUAUAUGUAAUCCAAAUUCAAUUAUCCUGGCAGUGGUUACUGCAAAUACUGAUAUGGCGACGAGCGAAAGCUUAAAGCUCAGUAAAGAUGUUGAUCCUGACGGAAGACGUACUUUGGCUGUCGUUACUAAACUAGAUCUUAUGGAUGCUGGUACAGAUGCCAUAGAUAUACUUUGUGGACGGGUAAUACCGGUUAAACUUGGUAUCAUAGGAGUAGUAAAUAGAUCGCAACAAGAUAUUAUGAACAAUAAAUCAAUAGAAGAAGCAUUGAAAGACGAGUCACUGUUUCUGCAAAGAAAGUAUCCAACUUUAGCUAAUAGAAAUGGUACUCCGUAUUUAGCUAAAACACUUAAUCGCUUACUCAUGCAUCAUAUUCGUGACUGCUUACCAGAUUUAAAGACUCGUGUCAACGUUAUGAUUUCGCAAUACCAAACGCUGCUUAAUUCCUACGGCGAAGAUGUAUCAGACAAGAGCCAAACGCUUUUGCGAAUAAUUAUGAAAUUCGCCAGCAGUUACUGUUCGACAAUCGAAGGAACUGCACGUAACAUUGAGACGACGGCGCUGUGUGGUGGCGCACGUAUUUGUUAUGUUUUUCAUGUUUUAUUCAAAGAAGCGUUGGACGGUAUUCAUCCGCUUGGUGGUCUUACUAAAAUGGAUAUACUCACAGCGAUAAGAAAUGCCACGGGGCCAAGACCGGCGUUAUUUGUACCUGAAGUCUCAUUUGAAUUGUUGGUCAAAAGACAGAUACGUCGGUUGGAGGAUCCAUCACUGAGGUGUGUUGAACUAGUACACAGAGAAAUGCAGGAAAUAGUUCAACAUUGUGGUACUGAAGUUCAUCAUGAAAUGCUACGGUUUCCUAAAUUGUAUGAACGAAUUGUUGAUACUGUAACUCAGUUGCUGCGUAAACGUUUACCGACAACUAAUUCAAUGGUAAAAAAUCUUGUUGCUAUCGAAUUGGCAUACAUAAAUACAAAGCAUCCAGAUUUUCACAAAGAUGCUGCGUUAGUUUCUUCAUUACUAAAAAGUACAGAUAUAGAUAAUAUGAAACAUAGUCGUAAAAAUGGUACCGUUGUAAAUGCUACAACCACUGCCUCGAUAACCACGGUAGGAAUUACAGACGGGCACAAUAAAAUGGUAAAUAAUAAAGAAGAACUAGCGGGAAUAAUGGAACAAUGUAAUAAAGAGCAAAAUCAUUGGCUACUGAGUAAUUUGCUGCCUCAAGGUAGAACAGAUUCGUCGAGCACAACUGAUAACUCACCGGUAAGAACUCGGGACGGGGCUAAAUCACCGUCGUCGGUCCACGGCAGUGAUGUUCUUGGCAACACCGAGGAUUGGAAUCAAAAAAAUUCCCCACAACAGAAAGCUGUCAACUUGCUGUCUGAAGUACCCACGCAAACGAAUAAUCGUAAACUCAGCGAACGAGAACAAAGAGACUGUGACGUAAUUGAGAGACUCAUCAAAUCAUACUUUUACAUUGUCCGCAAGUCUAUUCAGGACAGUGUACCAAAAGCAGUUAUGCAUUUUCUUGUUAAUUUUGUAAAAGACAAUUUACAAAGUGAAUUAGUAACGCAUUUGUACAAAACGGAUCAAGCUGAGACGUUAUUAAAUGAAAGUGAACACAUUGCCGUUAGACGUAAAGAAACCAGUGACAUGCUCGAGGCAUUGACACAAGCAGGUAAUAUAAUUAGUGAAAUUCGUGAGACGCACAUGUGGUAAUAAUGGAUAUUUUAAAUUUAAAACCGUGCUGAGCAGUUUCGUUACUGCUUACUUGCUGUGCUAGUGUCAAAGACUAGAUCUAAUCGUGUGAAAUAAAUUACAUUUACUAUUAUUAUUAAUUAUAAUUAUAAUUGUUACUAUUAAUUUUAUUUAACGCCGAAAAUAAGUAACACGAUUAAUUUAUCAAUCAACACAGUGUAUCAACUUUUAUUUCACAAUA
Microplitis demolitor is the source of this 2802-nucleotide messenger RNA. It is a transcript of the gene Drp1, whose product is annotated as dynamin-1-like protein. The record is from RefSeq and is a predicted model, not a curated record. Gene Ontology annotation, cellular component: mitochondrion; microtubule; cytoplasm. Gene Ontology annotation, biological process: mitochondrial fission. Gene Ontology annotation, molecular function: GTP binding; microtubule binding; GTPase activity. The transcript is spliced from 9 exons. The coding region runs from base 351 to 2582 and encodes 743 amino acids. NCBI's taxonomy places the organism in Eukaryota, Metazoa, Arthropoda, Insecta, Hymenoptera, Braconidae.